Messenger RNA from Anisakis simplex (herring worm), 498 nucleotides. The record is from the annotation of a GenBank genome assembly. NCBI's taxonomy places the organism in Eukaryota, Metazoa, Nematoda, Chromadorea, Rhabditida, Anisakidae.
AUGGAUGAGAACGUAGUUCGCUGGUUACUAUGCGGCGCAUGUGCAGGAUUAGCUGUCGAUUUGAGUUUAUAUCCGAUUGAUACUGUGAAGACUCGAUUACAAAGUGCUCAGGGUUUUAAGGCUGCAGGUGGUUUCAAGAAUAUUUAUAGAGGAAUGAGUUCGGUUGCGAUUGGUUCCGCACCUGGUUCUGCAUUGUUUUUCUCGACGUAUACUGCGACAAAACAUUUUUUUGGCAAUCAAUCAUCCAAGACUCAUGCGAUAGCAGCAUGUAUUGGUGAGAUCGUUGCAUGCGGAGUACGUGUACCUACUGAACUUAUUAAACAACGGGCCCAGGCCACUCACGGACGAUCAAUUACAACUAUUUGUCGGUCGAUUUUUAAUUCGGAAGGAAUUCGUGGCUUCUAUCGUGGUUAUUUGAGCACAUUGAGCCGUGAAGUACCUUUUUCGUUAAUCGAAUUUCCGUUAUGGGAAGCGUUGAAAAUUUGGAUUUCAAAGUAA